AUGGAAUACCAAAAUGAAAGUGAGAAGAAACAAUAUAAUAAGAUUGAUCCCGACAGCGAAAAAAUUAUUGUUGAUUACAUGCAGAAAUGGAUUAACAAAGGAAAAAUUGAACGUAAUCCUUUUGCUCAAAUAAGCAAAUUGAUUCCAUAUAGCGCAAAAAAAAUAUGUCACCACUGGAUGAAUAAAAUGGACCCAAAAUUGCGUUUAGUUAAAGACGUACCCUUCACUCUCCAAGAGAAGGAGUAUAUCGUUGAAUGGGUUGAGGACUAUCUUAACUCUAAUAACAAAAUUAUUUCUUGGAAACUUUUACAGUCAAAAAUGAAAGAAAAAUUUGGAAUAUUACGCUCUCGAAAUGAUUUAAAAAAUAUUUGGUACGUCAAGAAAAGGCAAACGACAAAACGUACGAAAAAUGGUAAUCGUGUUAAUAUUGAGAGUGUCCCUUCUGUUCCUUUUGUCCCUUUAAUUGAAAAUCAUUUCUUCAUGCGUAAUUAUGUUUCUUAUUCUUUACAACCACCAUCAUAUCCUGAAUCAGUAGCAAAUGUUAUGAUCAUGGAAAAUUUUAAUUAUUUUGGAUGUAUUAGUCGUCCUGUAAUUCCUUUAAGCUUAUAG
Molecule: messenger RNA, 609 nt
Organism: Rhizophagus irregularis DAOM 181602=DAOM 197198
Lineage: Eukaryota; Fungi; Glomeromycota; Glomeromycetes; Glomerales; Glomeraceae
Source: RefSeq, a predicted model, not a curated record